AAGAUACUACUCAGUUUAUAACAGCGCAAGCGCGCGUUCGACAUUUACUAAAGCAUGGGGUGUAAGCAGUGUAAGUAAACAAUUGUUUUCUAUUGCGACAAGUUUGUAUUGAGACAAAUAAAGUAUGUGGGUGUACAAAUUUCUCACUCUUAAUUCUUAUUCUUAAUCAUAUCUCGUAUGUGUUAGAUUAGGUUAUUAACUGAAAAAGUCGUUUGGAGGAUGCGAACUAUUUUAUGUUAAAUAACCUACAGUGAGUUCUACAUAUCUUACUAUAAAUAAUAAAAAUGAAUGAGACAAGUAUAAAGCGCCCUAAGCCUGGGGAAGGUGAAGAAGAAUUAUUUCAUAUGCAAGAAGACUUUCUAAAGUCGAAAGAACAACCAUCAGCAAAAGUUAUUAAAUUACAUACUCAGAAUACAAACGAGAAAAAUCUUGCUGCACAAGACAAUAAAUCCAGACAAAGAUUAUCAAAAUAUGAACGUAGGAAACGUAGGGGUCAAGAAAACAAACUUUCAACAUCUCACACUGGUGGAGAUAUGUUGCAUCCUACCGUUUCAAAAGUAGUUACACAUGGAGAUGUUAUAGAGAGAUCUUUUGAUCCUGUUAAAAAUAUUUCUGCAAAACCCUCCAGCAUAUUGCUUGGAAAUAUUAUAGAAAAAAUAUAUAUAGGAGAGAAAUUUGAGUUUAAUCCCAUAAGUGGAUUGUCGUCAGAUACUAUGGAGAUGGGUUUUCCAAAAACUUUUGCAUUGGAAAACAAGGUAACUGAUGGAUCAAAAAGUUUGUUCUUACAAAAAUUCUUACAAAAGAAUACUAUGGUAAAUAAAUCAAAUGAAACUAAUAGUAAUUCUUUGUCGAAUGAGAAUGGCAGUAUUUUGAUUGAUGGUCCUUGGGCAUCUGAAAUUCACAAAGCCAAUGUUGAAAAAUUACGUGAAAUGAGCAAAGAAGAAAUUUUAAAAGAAAAGCAAAGAUUAGAGGCCACUUUAAGUCCUGAUAUACUAGCAUUUCUUAAAACAAGAAAAAAAACAAAGGAGCAGUUAAAAUCUAAAAAUAAUUUCUCAGCAACUGAAGCCCCAAUUGGGUUAGAUAUCCUUACGUCUACCAAGAUCAAUGAAAAGGACAAUAAUGUUCAAAGUAGUACUGAACUGCAUUGUACAACAAAUGACAAUACUUCUGAUACUGAUGUAGUAAUGAAGUCUGAAACUGAAUCAACUAAAUUAGGCAAGCCAUUAUUGGAAAUACUUGAUCAGGCUAAACAAAAGGGUUGGGUACAUAUGGAUCUCUUAGAAACAGAAAAAUUCAAGUGGAUGGAAGAAAUACCUGUAGGGGAGAAUGACAGUUCAUCAUCAGAGGAAUAUUAUAAUGCACGCUUUGACUUUAAUGGUGUUUUACUUCCAUACAAAGAUGAAAAUUUAACAGUAAACCAAGGACUCCAUCAUCAUGGAGAAGAACCUGAUCGUCCUGGCUAUACUCUUCAAGAGUUAUUGCAGCUCAGCCGAUCUGCUACACAACAACAACGUUGUACUGCAUUAAGUACAUUAGGAAACAUUAUGGAAAAAAGUCGUCGAGGCUGGUACGACAAGGUCUUGUACCCAGCGCCUUUGAGUGCUUUGAGUCAGAAGAAUAUUCUGCUUCUAUUAAGAUUUUCACUCGACGAUACAUCAGUUGCUGUAGUUACAGCAACAUUGCAAGCACUCAGAGCAUUCUUAUUUAGUGAGGCAGAUGAAGUAUGUUUGGACAGACUUCUAGGAUGGGGAAUUUACUCAGAGCCCACACUCACGCCUUCCUCAGAAGAUGUCAAUGAUACGAGUAAUUUAAAGGAUCAUGAACUAGCACAACUGGACACAGUUGCUGCAGCUUUAAGAUCCGACAUAGUUUUGCGAAUUCGGUAUAUUCUGAGUCAAAUGCAACCACCACCAGUUGGCGUAACAAGUGCAUUAGAAAUAUUAAUUCGACUUGCGAGACAUUCACGAAAAAGUGCACUUGAUAUUGCGACCACUCCAUACUUGUUAGAUAUUAUCACUAAAUAUUUUAUACCGUUGACUAUCGAUAAGAUGGCAAUCAAAAAUGUGAUCACCAAUGCAUAUGGAGUUCCAGUCGUUGCAGCAAUAAAAUUAUGUCGUGUUUUGAUCUGUUAUGGCAGAAAACCAGUAGCCGACAGGCUAGAAAACUUGAACAUCAUUCAUUCUAUCCUCUCUUACGUAAAUAAUGAUUCUGGGAAAUAUGGAAUUCAUCUGUGCAUCGAGAGCUUGCGACUUUGGAAAUUUUUAUUAAUAUAUGGUGCUGCUUCUGAAAGUAUCUCUGGAGCCCAAUUAAUAUUAGUAUCUCAAUUGCGCCUAUUACUAAGUAAUCACGACCUUGGCCAAUCUUCAGAAUUAGCAUGUGAACAUGCAGCAGCACUUGUAGCUGUUACUGGUUAUGAACCAUCUCUAAGAUCAAAUAUCGUAACAUUGUUAUCAAAAUGGAGUACGCAAUUAGCAUCAAUUUCGUCGCCUACAUGGACUAUGACGAAGUUAGUGUCAAAAACAUUAAUAGCUGUUGGCGAGACAUCUGCGAUGAAUUCAUCAUGGAUUUCCAAUAUCAAAAUAUAUUACAACAUAUGCUCGUCGUCGAAUUUGCUGAGUGAUUGUGUCAAUAAUAUUGAACGAGAUCCAUCCUCGCUUCCUAGUCUUGGUGUAUUAACACAAGAUGGACAACUACAACCUAUUGUAUCACAAAAUUCUUGUAUACCAUUCUUGGGAACGAUGCUAAAUGCUUUUUGUAAAUCACUAUGCAAAAAAGAGAUUCUAGAAAUUUUCAAACACAGUCAGUUCAAUAGGUAUAUCCGCAAACUCGAAGAAAAAGAAUGGUGUUUAGAGAGAUCUUGGUACACUCGUGUAGAAUUUUUACUGGUAUCAGCGAUAGUACGAUGUGGUAAUUUAUUACGUGAAGAUUUGAAUACUGAAACUAGGCAUAUUCUUUGGAAAAUAUCUUUGAAGCUGAUAUCAGCAUUACCCGGUGACGCUCGUCAUGAUAUUCGAGAAAUGCUCACUACAGCUUUAUCAAGUGAAAAACUCAAAAUUGAAGUUUUAUUAAACGAUUUGAACAAUCUUCAUUUAGAUAGCGAUGGUAGUCGCGUGGAAUUGGAAUUACCUAAUAAUUUGGCUGUACUAUACGAAGCGUAUAACACUGGUAAUGGUAAUUGGGAUCAAGCAGCUAUGCCUAGGGACUGGUUAUAUUUACCACUAGUUAAUUUGUAUACAAAAAGCACACAUGGUGUCGAAUAUAACCAAGGGGAUGAAAAGGUAGUUGCUAUCGUAUUAAGCUUGGAAUUGACUUUAUCAGAUUUAGUACAGAAACUGUCACCGAAUUUGAGAUUUAGCAGAUUGUUACUUGUAUACCUAUGUGAUACAUUGUUCCUGAACAAAAACGUAUCCGUUUUAUUAAUCAAUGCGUUGACUAAAUUUUUAAAAUGCAACUAUCGUAAUUUGGACUUCACACUGGAAGUGCCGGGUCUCAGUUCUUUCAUAGAUUUGUUUACUGCCCUUUGUGAACAUUUCGGUGCGUCUUCUUACGGUAAUCAUGGAUUCGCCAUGGCUUUGCUAGUACCGAUUGCGCAGCGACACGAUGUCCAUUAUAGAAAAUUAUUGUGGUCCGAACACGCAGGGGUUUUACGAUAUUUAAGCAUUCCCAUAGAGAAACUUGUUAUUCCUCUAAGCGAAUAUUUAUAUCCGAUAGAAUCAGAUGUCUCGAUGAUCGAAACUUACAUUACUUUUCUUGUUAGAGGAAUGAUUAAAAAAGAAUGGAGUCCUGUCGCAUACGUCAUUGCAAUGCACCAUACUGCUAUGUAUUUAAAAGGUACCAGUAAAUUGGCUACCAGAAUGAGAGAAAGCGUAGAAAAGAUGAACAAUAUAAAUUUGAGAAACGAUUUGCUAAAUUACGUUCCACCAGAAACAUGAGCAAUGUAACUGAAAUCGUACCUAGUACUAUUUCCUAUUUUAAACACCACGGUAUAUUUACAUGACAUAAUUGUAUAUGAUGUGCGAAGGAAACUGCAAAAAAUCUCGUUAGUUAUCGAUUUUAUUUUCCGUUCAUUUAUAAUAUGCGGAUUUAGUUAGCCAUUAUUAUACCUAUAUAAGAGUGUAGAUGUAAAACUUUUCAAAUGAAAUAGAUAAUAGGAACGAUAUAAAUGUUCAAUUAUCAAGCGUAGAGGCAUUAUUUGGUCGUUUUUCUUUGGUAUCCUGUAAUGUACAUAAGUAUAUGCAUUUAAUUGAUUCUACAAGCUGGAGUGCUUAAGCUUUAUAAAAAAUCAGUGAUAUGCCUUAGUAUAAAUCCUAAAAUCUUCUAGAUCCAUGUAAGUUGCAUCAUUGACGAUUAUAUAUUUAUCAAUAUGCCCAAUAUUCUACGGAAAUAUAUUUUUUGUAUUUAAAUGAA
Messenger RNA from Cephus cinctus (wheat stem sawfly), 4407 nucleotides. Its product is annotated as RNA polymerase II-associated protein 1. The record is from RefSeq and is a predicted model, not a curated record. NCBI's taxonomy places the organism in Eukaryota, Metazoa, Arthropoda, Insecta, Hymenoptera, Cephidae. Bases 285 to 3932 code for a protein of 1215 amino acids. Gene Ontology annotation, biological process: transcription by RNA polymerase II. Gene Ontology annotation, cellular component: nucleus. The transcript has 8 exons.